This is a messenger RNA of Vicia faba (fava bean), 1464 nucleotides long. NCBI's taxonomy places the organism in Eukaryota, Viridiplantae, Streptophyta, Magnoliopsida, Fabales, Fabaceae. The record is from the annotation of a GenBank genome assembly.
AUGUCCUCCUGCGUCACUAUUCUUCGAACAUCUCUCAUCUUCCAACCGGUGCUUUUUGUUUCACCCGAGCGGUUUUUGAAUAAGGAGUUUCUGUCUGCUAUCUCUGCUGGGUCAGCUGUCUCACUCGUUGUUAUUGACGAAGCACAUUGUAUAUCUGAAUGGUCUCACAAUUUCCGACCUUCAUUCAUGAGACUUAGAGCAUCACUACUUCAUAGAAGUCUUAAUGUAGGUUCUGUUCUCGCAAUGACAGCAACUGCUACAACCACAACCUUAGAUGCCAUCAUGUCUGCCCUAGAUAUUCCUUUUACAAAUCUUAUUCAGAAUGCACACUUAAGGGACAAUUUGCGUUUGUCGGCGUCUUUGAUAAAAAAUAGGCAAGUCAGAUGCUUCUAUUUUACCGCUUCUGACUGUACUCCCUUUAACUUUCCUUCUCUGAUUUUGUUAAACGUAUGCAUCAAUGAUAGAAUGAAAGACCUACUGGUUCUGAUAAAGUCUCCUCCUUUUGCGGAUGUUAAAGGCAUCAUAGUAUACUGCAAAUUUCAGUCUGAAACUGAUCAAAUUAGCAGAUACUUGAAUGAUAACAAUAUCUCGGCAAAGAGUUAUCAUAGUGGUAUUUUUGCAAAGGAACGUGGCAACGUACAGGAGUUGUUUGCUUCAAACAAGAUCAGAGUGGUUGUUGCAACUGUGGCAUUUGGUAUGGGACUAGAUAAAAGAGAUGUUGGAGCAGUAAUUCAUUACAGUUUACCUGGAAGUCUGGAAGAGUAUGUACAGACGGCUGUAGAUCAUCUGAGUCAGUACUCGUCGAACGGCGGGUCUCAACUUUAUGUUCCACCAGGAAGAUGGUUGACUGGUAGUUUCAAUCUCACCAGUCAUUUCACUUUGUUCCUACACAAAGAUGCAGUCAUUCUUGCCUCUCAGGACGAAAGUGAGUGGCCGGUGAUUGAGCCCUUACCGUCUUAUGGUCGAGGGAGGGACACUCAAGGCGGACGAUAUAGCAGUCUAAUUUUUGGAACCAACCUCACUGAUAUAGUCAUAACAGGGGACAAUGGAACAUUAGAUGGACAAGGUGAAGUGUGGUGGCAAAAGUUCCAUAAGGGGGAGCUUAGUUAUACCAGGCCUUACCUGAUUGAAAUCAUGCACUCAGAUGAUAUUCAGAUAUCGAAUCUGACUUUGGUUAAUUCUCCAUCCUGGAAUGUUCAUCCUGUUUAUAGCAGCAACAUUGUUGUUCGAGGCAUCACAAUUCUCGCUCCUGUGAAUUCGCCAAAUACAGAUGGGAUCAACCCUGACUCUUGCACGAACACGCGGAUUGAGGACUGUUAUAUAGUGUCCGGGGAUGACUGUGUGGCUGUGAAAAGUGGUUGGGAUGAGUAUGGUAUAGCUUAUGGAAUGCCAACUAAGCAGCUGGUGGUUAAAAGACUCACUUGCAUUUCUCCAACCAGUGUUGUGAUUGCUUUAGAAGAUUAG